AUGUAUAAAUCAAAUAUUAUAGUCAGAAAUCUACAUAGAAUAUCAAAUAAUACUAGUAUUAAACACAAUUUAUCAAGAUCAUUAGCUACUAUACCCUCCACAAUACCCUCAACUAAUACUAAUAGUAGUACUAGUAGUAGUACUAGUAGUAGUACUAGUACUAAGGAUAAAAUAUCACAAAAGGAUUCAACAUCUAGUGGUAAUAUAAAUGUUGUUGUUCCUCCUUCUGGUGCUUCAAUUACUUUAAAAUCUGCAACUAGAGACGCUUCUAAAUUUGGUACUAGACCUAUUUAUCUUGAUGUACAGGCUACUACUCCUGUUGAUCCAAGAGUUUUAGAUAAAAUGUUACAAUUUUAUACUGGUUUAUAUGGUAAUCCUCAUUCUUCAACUCAUGCUUAUGGUUGGGAAACUGAUAAAGAGGUUGAAAUUGCAAGGGAAUAUGUUUCAAAAGUUAUAAAUGCUGACCCAAAAGAAAUAAUUUUUACUUCGGGUGCAACUGAAUCAAAUAAUAUGAUUAUAAAAGGUAUUCCUAGAUUUUAUAAAAAAACAAAAAAACAUAUUAUAACUACUCAAACUGAACAUAAAUGUGUUUUAGAUUCUGCUAGACAUAUGCAAGAUGAAGGUUUUGAAGUUACUUAUUUACCUGUAAAUGAAGAAGGUUUAAUUAAUUUACAAGAUUUAAAAAAUUCAAUUAGAAAAGAUACAAUUUUAGUUUCCAUAAUGGCUGUAAAUAAUGAAAUUGGUGUUAUACAACCAUUAAAAGAAAUUGGUAAAAUUUGUCGUGAAAAUAAGGUAUUUUUUCAUACUGAUGCUGCUCAAGCUUAUGGUAAAAUUCCAAUUGAUGUUAAUGAAAUGAAUAUUGAUGCUUUAUCAAUAAGUUCUCAUAAAAUUUAUGGUCCAAAAGGUUUAGGUGCUUGUUAUAUUAGAAGAAGACCAAGAGUUAGAUUAGAUCCAAUUAUUACUGGUGGAGGUCAAGAAAGAGGUUUAAGAUCUGGCACUUUAGCUGCUCCUUUAAUUGCUGGAUUUGGUGAAGCUGCAAGAUUAAUGAUGUUGGAAUCAAAUUAUGAUAAAAAUUAUAUUGAAAAAUUGUCAAAUAAAUUAAAAAAUGGUUUAUUAUCAAUACCUUCAACUCAAUUUAAUGGUUCAAAAAAUCCAAAUUAUCAAUAUCCUGGUUGUGUUAAUAUUUCUUUUGCUUAUAUUGAAGGUGAAUCAUUACUUAUGGCUUUAAAAGAUAUUGCUUUAAGUUCUGGUUCUGCUUGUACUUCUGCUUCUUUAGAACCUUCAUAUGUUUUACAUGCUUUAGGUGCUGAUGAUGCAUUAGCUCAUUCAAGUAUUAGAUUUGGUAUUGGUAGAUUUACAACCGAAGAAGAAGUUGAUUAUGUUAUAGCUGCUAUAAAUGAACGUGUUGAAUUUUUAAGAAAAAUGUCUCCAUUAUGGGAAAUGGUUCAAGAAGGUAUUGAUUUAAAUUCAAUUGAAUGGAGUGGUCAUUAA
Molecule: messenger RNA, 1491 nt
Organism: Insectozyma verbasci
Lineage: Eukaryota; Fungi; Ascomycota; Pichiomycetes; Serinales; Debaryomycetaceae
Source: the annotation of a GenBank genome assembly